Molecule: messenger RNA, 2423 nt
Organism: Humulus lupulus (European hop)
Lineage: Eukaryota; Viridiplantae; Streptophyta; Magnoliopsida; Rosales; Cannabaceae
Product: pentatricopeptide repeat-containing protein At1g71060, mitochondrial-like
Exons: 1
Coding region: 257-2269 (670 amino acids)
Molecular function (GO): protein binding
Source: RefSeq, a predicted model, not a curated record
AUUUUCUAUAAUUUCUCUAAAUUUUUCGAUAUAAAUUAGUAAAAUUUUAAUUCUAUGAAAAAUUCCCUUUUGUAAAUAAGAUAAAAAAGUUUGCUAGAUGUAAAUUCUCCGUUGCAAAAACCCAGGAAGAGGCCCUAAACCCUAGCACCUGUUCAGAACUCAUGAUCUGUCACUGAAAAUUCUCAAGCAUUUUCUUCUUCGCGUUCGUCUUCCUCUUUCUCUGUGUGCAAAUGAAUGAGCAAUAGCAGCUACAACAAUGAAUAAAGCACAACCAUGUUCGUGGGCUCGUCUCCUCCUCAACCAAUCCUUUAAGAAACCACCAAAGCCGACUUUCCCAUUUUCCCGAGAAUCCUCCACUUUCCGACGUUUUCCUCCCUCCCAGACGCCCAAAUUUUCGUUUCCUGGGAAGGCCCAUUACCCCACCGUAUCGACCAGGGCUGCCGAGGACCUUUUGGCUGAGGUUGAAAAGGAAAGUCAGAGAGAAAGGGAGCAGAGGAAGAGUGCUGGUCUUGACACUAAAGGCAUUGACGAAGAAGAUAGUGAAGAUUACAUGGGUGUGAUGCCUUCGAUAGUAAAGCUCAAGAACGAUGGAGACUUGAGCAGGUACGAAGAGGACGCUGAUUCCGAUAGUGACGAAGACGAUGAAAGGUUCAGUAUUCUCCGGAAAACUUCCAAAAACCACAUCAAUUCAUUUCGACAUUACUAUUGCACUUCAACACCAAACCCUUUAUCUCGACAAAUUCUCAUUCUUAAUUCAACAACCGAGAGGGAAGACUAUCUUCUAUCUGGCUUUAUUUGCAAUCGCUUUGUUUCCUACAGACCAAACGUUAGUGGUUUGGAUCAAACCCAAGUUUCUGUUGAGGAUAUUUCGAAUAACCCAGGUGCCAAAAUCGACAACGUAGCUGAAGACGCAGAGAAAAUCUGUAAAAUAUUAUCAAACAACUCCGCCAACCCUCGGGUUGAGAGCUUCCUUAAUGAUAAUGUUCCUGGUAUUGAGAUGUCAAAGGAGCUUGUUUUGGGGGCUUUGAAGAAGCUAAGCAAUUCGGGUGUUCUUGCCCUUUUGUUCUUCAGAUGGGCUGAGAAGCGAAAUGGGUUUCAAUAUACGACUGAGAGUUAUAAUUCUCUGAUCGAAGCUUUGGGUAAGAUCAAACAGUUUAAGAAGGUAUGGGAAUUGGUGAACGAUAUGAAGCUUAAAGGUUUGUUGAGCAAAGAUACUUUUGCUUUGAUUUCGAGAAGAUAUGCGAGAGCCAGGAAGGUGAAAGAGGCGGUAGAAACGUUUGAGAAGAUGGAGAAGUUUGGAUUGAAGCCCGAGUUAUCGGAUUUCAAUAGGUUGAUUGAUACAAUAAGCAAGUCGAGAAAUGUCGAGCGAGCACAGCAUGUGUUCGAUCAAAUGACUGAGAAAAGGUUCAAACCAGAUAUUAAGUCGUAUACGAUUUUGUUGGAGGGAUGGGGUCAGGAACAGAAUUUGCUGAGAUUGAAUGAGGUUUAUAGAGAGAUGAGGGACGAGGGGUUUGAGCCUGAUGUUGUUACUUAUGGCAUUAUGAUCAAUGCAUAUUGUAAAGCUAGGAAAUAUGAUGAAGCUCUUGAGUUAUUUAAUCAAAUGGAAGCAAGUAAUAUCAAGCCUAACCCUCAUAUUUUCUGUACUUUGAUUAUUGGAUUGGGCUCUGCUAAGAGGUUGAAUGAAGCAUUAAACUUCUACAGACAAUCCAAGGCCAGUGGUUUUAGCCCUGAGAUACCAACCUACAAUGCCUUAGUUGGGGCUUAUUGCUGGUCAAUGCGGAUGGAUGAUGCAUAUAGGGUACUUGAUGAGAUGAGACAAAGUGGGGUUGGUCCCAAUUCAAGAACUUAUGACAUAAUCUUACACCAUUUGAUAAAGAGUAGAAAAACAAAAGAAGCUUUCUCUCUUUUCCAGAGAAUGAGUCAGGAUUCCAAUUGUGAGCCGACUGUGAGUACGUACGAGAUCAUAAUUAGGAUGUUCUGUAAUGAGGAUCGAGUGGAUAUGGCGGUUCGGGUUUGGAAUCAGAUGAAGGCCAAAGGAGUUCUUCCAGGAAUGCACAUGUUCUCUACAUUGAUUAGCAGUUUAUGCCUUGAAAAUAAGUUGGAUGAUGCUUGUAACUUCUUUCUAGAGAUGAUGGAUUUGGGGAUUCGACCUCCAGCUCAGUUGUUUAGCAAUCUUAAACAAGCUCUUCUUGAUGAAGGGAGGGAAGAUAAAAUUCAAACUUUGGUUGAGAAGAUUGAGAAUUUGAGGAAAAGUUCAUUAGGUGGUUGAUGCAUUUAAGGGAACCAAAGGGGUGUGAGAAUAGUAAAAUUUUCUAUAUCAAGAGUAGGUCUUUUUUUUCUUUCUGUUUUUUGUUUCAAAAUUAUACAGCAUUGAUGAAACUAAAUAGAAAAUCCAAUAAACUUUUACAAUCCCAAAUGCUUAA